Messenger RNA from Salarias fasciatus (jewelled blenny), 1953 nucleotides. RefSeq names its product lactate dehydrogenase A4 (gene ldha). The transcript is spliced from 8 exons. NCBI's taxonomy places the organism in Eukaryota, Metazoa, Chordata, Actinopteri, Blenniiformes, Blenniidae. Gene Ontology annotation, biological process: lactate metabolic process; pyruvate metabolic process. Gene Ontology annotation, molecular function: L-lactate dehydrogenase (NAD+) activity. Bases 138 to 1136 code for a protein of 332 amino acids. Gene Ontology annotation, cellular component: cytoplasm. The record is from RefSeq and is a predicted model, not a curated record.
UCCCCGCAGGAGUGUGCGCCUUUAAAUAGGAGCCGACGCUCCUCGAGCGGCACCACUUCUGCGGAAGAGCAGCGCGAGGAGCAGCAGCAGGCGCGUCCCGGCUCGUGUGUUUCACCCACUGAACUGAAGCCUUCAAGAUGUCCACCAAGGAGAAGCUGAUCGGCCAUGUGAUGAAGGAGGAGCCUGUUGGCAGCAGGAACAAGGUGACGGUGGUGGGUGUCGGCAUGGUGGGAAUGGCGUCUGCCAUCAGCGUCCUGCUCAAGGACUUGUGUGACGAGCUGGCCCUCGUUGACGUGAUGGAGGACAAGCUGAAGGGUGAAGUGAUGGACCUGCAGCACGGUUCACUCUUCCUCAAGACACACAAGAUCGUGGCUGACAAAGACUACAGUGUCACAGCCAACUCCAAGGUGGUGGUGGUGACGGCCGGCGCCCGCCAGCAGGAGGGCGAGAGCCGUCUCAAUCUGGUCCAGCGCAACGUCAACAUCUUCAAGUUCAUCAUCCCCAACAUCGUCAAGUACAGCCCCAACUGCAUCCUGAUGGUGGUCUCCAACCCCGUGGACAUCCUGACCUACGUGGCCUGGAAGCUGAGCGGUUUCCCCCGCCACCGCGUCAUCGGCUCCGGCACCAACCUGGACUCCGCCCGCUUCCGCCACCUCAUGGGAGAGAAGCUGCACCUCCACCCGUCCAGCUGCCACGGCUGGAUCGUCGGGGAGCACGGAGACUCCAGUGUGCCCGUGUGGAGCGGCGUCAACGUCGCCGGGGUCUCUCUUCAGAGCCUCAACCCGCAGAUGGGAGCUGAGGGAGACAGCGAGAACUGGAAGGAGGUGCACAAGAAGGUGGUUGACGGAGCUUACGAGGUGAUCAAGCUGAAGGGCUACACCUCCUGGGCCAUCGGCAUGUCCGUGGCCGACCUGGUGGAGAGCAUCCUGAAGAACCUGCACAAAGUGCACCCAGUGUCCACACUGGUCCAGGGCAUGCACGGCGUGAAGGACGAGGUCUUCCUGAGCGUCCCCUGCGUCCUGGGCAACAGCGGCCUGACGGACGUCAUCCACAUGACCCUGAAGCCCGACGAGGAGAAGCAGCUGGUGAAGAGCGCCGAGACGCUGUGGGGCGUACAGAAGGAGCUCACCCUGUGAGGAGCGCUCCUCCGAAGCACCCGAGUCAAACCCCGCCCCCUUCCUUACCUCCUCUGUCCUUCAUUGCAAUGGCUUGAACGUGACCUCUGAAGAUUAUAAAAAGCCAAGUGCUUGUAGCCGAACCAGUGUCGUUUUUCCUUUGCCGCCUCCCCCAGUCGUCCAUCUGUGUACCAAAGAGGCCCCGCCCACUCAGAGGGCCUCUGCAUAUCGGGCGUAUUGUACUGUCUGUUACUCGCCGUGUUACCGUUAACUGCUUCAACCGUGGUAAUCUGUUUUUAUUUUUUAUCCGGAGUACAGUAGAGACAUUCCAUUCUCUAUGAGGAGGGCUUCCUAUCCGCCCACAGCCAUGAAACUGAACACUGCCGCCACACGUCUCCGGUCCAAACGCCCGUUGAUACCAAAGUUACCUUAAUCAUUCUUUUGGUAAAACGACGAUGCAUCUGCUGCGUGGCGCCGACGCGAACAGACUCCACCACAAGUGCACUAACGGAAAGGGUUACAUUUCACCAGGUUUGGCAAACGUGUCUUACCAGAGAAAACAGAGCCAGUGGGAGAGUCGUCCUCCAGGUGUCGUUUGUUUGUCCACAGUGAAUGCCAUCACGAGGGUUUCCUUCACACCGCCUGACUCUGGAAUUCAACAUAAAGACAAAUGCAUUCUGUUAUUUAUCGUACAGAUGAGAUCUAUUUAUGUAUUGAUCUUACAGGACUAGAUUUAUCAGUCGUUCACUGACUUACUGAAGAACUGUACCUGUCAUGGCAGCUGGAUAUGGAUUUUUAUUUGCUGUACCAUCCAAUAAAUCUGCCAGAAUCAUGAUCC